GUCCCGGCUGCCGCGCGGGGGUCCGCGCCGACGCGGAGAUGAGUGCGGCGGCGCCCGCGCCCGAGCGGGGCUGGAAGAGCGAGAAAGUGGACGAGGCGCAGGCCCUGGCGCGGAGUUGCGCGGCCCGCAGACCCGACUUCCAGCCGUGCGACGGGCUGUCCAUCUGUGCCACGCACAGCCAUGGCAAGUGCUUCAAGCUGCACUGGUGCUGUCACCUAGGAUGGUGUCACUAUCAACCUCUAGUGUCAUGUAGACUCUACAACAGACCAGUUCAGAGCUUGCCCCACAUGCUCACCAUUUUCAGCAAAGCCUUCAUGAAGAUUUGGAAGCAGCACCAUAGGUGGGCAUGCAUCAUGCCAUCCAGUAUCACUACAAAUGGGCAUCAAGGAGGAGGAAGAAGAGGAGUUAUUUCUGUACCUCUGGUCAUCAGGUCAUCCUCUAGCGCUACAGUAUGCUUUCUUUGCUGAAAGGAAUCCAGGUAAGUGGUUGCUUCCUUCUCCAUUGACAUUCCAGAUCAGAGCAACAGGUUGUUCAUGAGAUUCCUGGCAUCCACACAAUGUGAGGGCUUCCAUGUGCCCAGAGCUGUUGAAGACCAGGUUCU
Ochotona curzoniae (black-lipped pika) is the source of this 601-nucleotide messenger RNA. Its product is annotated as UPF0524 protein C3orf70 homolog. The transcript is spliced from 2 exons. Bases 39 to 467 code for a protein of 142 amino acids. The record is from RefSeq and is a predicted model, not a curated record. Lineage: Eukaryota; Metazoa; Chordata; Mammalia; Lagomorpha; Ochotonidae.